AUGAAGAAAAGCUGGAACGUUCAUCAAGACUUAAAUUAUAUCGUCCGAGCCGAAAGAUGUGAAAAGGACGGAUGUAUAUUGGAAUCGCAAAAACUAUAUGAAGAAGGUAUUAAUAAAUUACGCAAUUCCCUCAAAGAAUGCAUAAAUCCAUCGAAUCAGGAAUUCUACAAGACAAAAUUGAAGCAAUUUGAACAGAAAGCCCACAUGCUUAACAAACAUAUUGAGAAAGCUAUCACAAAAAGUCAAUUAGUUGAGCAGGUGUUUAUACCUCAAGACGUGCGAGGUCAUAGCUUUCGUAAGAUAUUUGAAAGAUUUUUGAACGAAAGCGUUGCCGAAGUUCAUAUAUAUGAACCGUUUAUGGAAAUAGAGCAACAUUUCAAAAAUCUAGUUUGCUUCAUUGAAGUGCUGGUGAAAUCGUGCCCGAAUUUACAAUUUAUACGUCUAAUAACAAAACGGGAUCCACGUCUAACGUCGCACCAGUUAAGGAUUUUCCAAGGUCUUAAAGGAGAUUUGGCCUCCGGUGGUGUAUCGUUCAAUCAUCAAUUUAAUUCCACAGUGAGGGAGAGCAAAAUUAUGUUCAAUAACGGUAUGAUUAUAAAGAGUUCCCGCGGCUUACAUAUCUAUCAUAUACAGAGCAGUCCCUAUCGUUUAGGAUCUUUCGACUACGAUUUUUUGCAAUGCUUGAAAACUGAGAUAAGAAUAUAUCGUACGAUACCAUUUAGGUACUCAUUUAAUGAGACGGACGAAGAGCUAGAUUAA
This is a messenger RNA of Glossina fuscipes, 759 nucleotides long. RefSeq lists its product as uncharacterized. The transcript has a single exon. The record is from RefSeq and is a predicted model, not a curated record. Bases 1 to 759 code for a protein of 252 amino acids. NCBI's taxonomy places the organism in Eukaryota, Metazoa, Arthropoda, Insecta, Diptera, Glossinidae.